Molecule: messenger RNA, 12304 nt
Organism: Manis javanica (Malayan pangolin)
Lineage: Eukaryota; Metazoa; Chordata; Mammalia; Pholidota; Manidae
Source: RefSeq, a predicted model, not a curated record
CCGCGGCGCCCUCGCCGGGUGCGUGCCGCUCGCACGCCCGCCCGCCAGGCUCUCCGGCCCUCGGCCCGCGCCCGGCCCCGGCGCCCCGGCCCAACCGCCCGCGCUUCAUGGCUGCGCACGAAUGGGACUGGUUCCAACGCGAGGAGCUCAUCGGACAGAUCAGCGACAUCCGCGUCCAGAACCUGCAAGUUGAAAGGGAAAAUGUGCAAAAGAGGACCUUUACUCGAUGGAUGAAUCUACACCUAGAGAAGUGCGACCCGCCUCUAGAAGUCAAAGAUUUGUUCAUUGAUAUACAAGAUGGCAAAAUCCUAAUGGCUUUGUUAGAAGUCCUGUCUGGGCGAAAUCUGCUGCAUGAAUACAAAUCCUCAUCCCAUCGUAUUUUUCAGUUGAACAACAUAGCCAAAGCACUGAAGUUUUUGGAAGAUAGCAGUGUAAAACUUGUUAGCAUCGAUGCAGCCGAAAUCGCAGAUGGCAACCCCUCCCUGGUUCUGGGGCUGAUAUGGAACAUAAUCCUCUUCUUCCAGAUUAAGGAGCUCACGGGCAACCUCAGCAGAAACUCUCCACCUUCCAGCCUGUCACCUGGCUCGGCGGGCACAGACUCAGACACUUCCUUCCCACCCACGCUCACUGCAGAGAGGAGCGUGGCCAUAUCAGUGAAAGACCAAAGGAAGGCCAUCAGGACCCUGUUGGCGUGGGUGCAGAGGAAGACGAGGAAGUAUGGCGUGGCUGUGCAGGACUUUGCGGGCAGCUGGAGAAGUGGGAUGGCUUUCCUGGCUGUAAUCAAGGCCAUUGACCCCAGCCUGGUCGACAUGAAGCAGGCCCUGGAAGACUCCAUGCAGGAAAAUCUAGAAAAGGCUUUCAGAAUUGCACAUGAUGCCCUUCACAUUCCCAGGCUCCUGGAGCCAGAAGACAUCAUGGUUGACACCCCGGACGAGCAGUCCAUUGUGACUUACGUGGCACAGUUUCUAGAACAUUUCCCGGAGUUGGAAGCCGAGGAUCUUAUGAAUUCAGAUAAAGAAGUUCCUAUUGAAUCCACCUUUGUCCGCAUCAAAGAAACGCCUUCUGAACAGGAGAGCACAGUCUUCCUUCUAACGGAAAAUGGAGAGCGUGCCUACACCUUUAACCAUGACGCCAGCCACCCACCACCCUCCAAAGUCUUUGUCUGUGACAAGCCUGAGAGCAUGAAGGCAUGCUGCCUGGAAGGCGUUUGCAGCCAUGCGCUGUCAGACAGCUCCACGGAGAUGAGGCAUCAGAUCACAGACCAGGUCCUCCAAGGGGUCCCAGGGAGUAUCAGCAGCAUCAGUGAGUCGUCUCCAGAAUCCUCCAUUUUAUUAUCCAGAAAGGACAACCGGAGGUCCAGCUUUUUACCAAUCAAGAAAACUGUGCAUUUUGAGACUGAUACCUAUAAGGAUGCUUCCUGCAGUAAGGACCCUCUCUACAGUCAAGACCUGUGCUUUCAAGGGGGCCUAGGAGGGACUAAGGAAUUGUUGGAGCAGGAUGGUCAAGUCUUGACAGUUGAGGUUGCUGACGAAAAAUCAAACCAGGAAGCCCCAGAGAUCCCAGAAGCGGCCUCUGACGAGACCCUAGGUGACAUUUCUGCGGCAGAUGCUGAGACUGACCAUUCGCAGGCUUCCCAGAGUCCUACGUCCUGGAACAGGGUGCUGAAGAGUUCCACCCAUCUGGGGGAAGAAAGUCAUCCCCUUCCAUCUCUUGGAGACAAUACCGUUAUGGCUGAUUCCUUAGAGAUCAAGGUUAAGCUGCUGACUGCAGAUGCUGUGGAUGAGGGAGACUAUUUUGAAGGCAUACCGCUAAAAGCCUCUAAAUUUAGCAGCAACCUGGUAGAUUUUGCCUCACCCAGCCAGGCUUUCAGUGAGGUUCCUUCACCUCAUGAGAAAAAACCUGCCGAGGAUGAGGCUUUGGAAGACCACAUAGAGAACCUGGGUAAACAGAGAGGCAAAUCUGCCCACAAAAAGGCAGAUUCAGAGGAGGCCCCUCCAGCGAAGCCUGACAAGCAGGAGCCUCACGGGGAGCCUGAGCAGAAAGACCAAGAGGCUGUGCUGGGAGGUGCGGAGCCCAAAAUAGGUGGGAAGGCAAAGUGUAAGUCCCCCCGGGACCAUCGUCAAGAGGAAGAGGUGGACGUGGAGGGUCCACAGGGGUUCCCCGGAGAAUUGCCUUCCAACCCGCCAAGCAGCAGUGUCAGCUUGGAGACCCGCUGGAGUCACAGCGAGGAAGGUCUGGACUUCAAGCCCUCUCCGCCCCUCUCUAGGAUUUCCGUCAUCCCCCACGACCUUUUCUACUACCCGCAUUACGAGGUUCCCCUGGCUGCCGUUUUGGAGGCUUAUGCAGAAGGUGCGGAGAAUUUAAAAAAUGAAGACAGAGAUCUGGAAGAGGCAGAAGGAUGUCUGCAGGAUCUGGGAUCCUGGGAGGAGGAGGCCGAGGAGGCCAAGGCCUCCCAGAGCAGCUGUAGCAACUCAGAGCUGGGCAACAACCUUGCCCAGGCCUACAGCCAGGCACCAUGUCCUGACCUGGGAGCACAGGAGGCCACACCGGCCUCGGAGCCCACUCCCCCAGCCCCGCGAGGGGACCACCAGCAAAGGGAAGCUGAAGACAGUGCCCCUGUGGAGAACCAUCAGGAAUCUGCAAACUUGGAACACUUUGCAAACCCUUUAGAAGAAACAGUAAUGGAAGAAUCAAUCAGCAGUAAAAGAAAGGAAAAAAGGAAACAUGUGGAGUAUGUAGAAAGUUCGACAUCUGUAGCGCCCGGAACCGUCUGCUCCUCAGAGGAGCUGGGAGAUGACCCCUGCCAUCACAAAGCCCUUUGCAGGUACUUUAUCACCACCUCCUCACCCUGGGGACUGCUAGAGUGCCUGACAACCGUGUUCGUUCUGUGUCGCCACUAUAGGUACAAUACUCAGAAGCUCACUGAGCUGAUUUUACAGUUUCACGGCAUCAGAGCAGACAUGAAGAGAGAAUGCAAACAUGCCAGGAUGUCCACGAAAGCCAGCAACUCUGGAGAAGCCAUGCUGCGGAAGAGCCAGAGCCCGCAGAGCGACUCACUGACACAGUUCGUCCAGCAGCCGGAUAUGAUGUAUUUCAUGCUCUUCCUCUGGCUCCUGGUUUACUGCCUGCUGCUGUUCCCACAGCUGGACGUCAACAGACUCUGAAGCGUGUGUCUGCAUAAUAAAAAGACCGGACCCUGACGGGGGCGUGGGAGUUCUCUUUCAUUUUAUUUCAGGUUCUGGAUGGGGGGCUUCUGCAGACAGUUGAGCAUCUCUGAGGAAACAGACUCCCUCUCCCUGCUUUUUAUCUAUGUAUCCUUUUUCUCCUGUAAGUCUUAGGCAUGCUUUUCUCUUUGGCUGUGUACUCAAAACUCAGGUGUUUGCUGAAUCCUUAGGUGGAGUUUGUUCUCGCGUGCCUUGCUUUGUCAUAUAUUAAGCACCAUUACUAACAGUUCACCAUAACCUGGGUCAUAGCUUGUCCUAUAUGCAGGUUUUUAAGGUCCUAGAUGGACUUGAGUUACGUACCUCUGAGAUGGGGGUCCUCCUGGUGAGAAAGAGAGUGCAUGCCCCAAGCAGAGCCUCCCUGGGGACAAAACCCCUUUUCCCUCCCAGAGGUGGGGUUUGAGCAGGUGCUCGUGUCGUGCAUCUGCUGUGGUCUGGCAGUUGGCAGUGGUCAUCAGUGAUAUCUGAGCAGCAUAAAGCUGGCGGCUCCAGGACCGCACAUGCAGGAUGGCAAACCCCAGGAGGAAGGUGAAGGCUGGGUCCUGAGCUGCAGUGCACUUUGUUUUGGGGAGCAUAGGGAGGGCGGGAUGCAUUUCAAAUUCCCUUUUGCAUUGACUGAAUUGAGGUAAAACUGUGAUUUUCAGCUCAUUUCCACCAAGAGAAUCCUUUCAAAUGAAUUCUUGGGGGAGGAGGGAUGAAGUCAGAUGGUAUAGUAAAAGCAGAGCUCAGGCUGACCCAGAAGAGCCAGGCCUCCCUCCCAGUUUGCCUCGCCAGCCCCCUGGCUUCCAUCAAUGGCUCCUGAGGCAUCUGUGCUGAGCCCCCAAGGCCUCCCCAGGGCACUGCAAAAAGCCCCUUAAAAGCCCCCUGGGGGAGCGCAGAAGUGUCUGGGCUGAGAAUAAGCUCGGGCUGAUGUCAGAGCUGGAAGUGGUCCAGCGGCUUCCUGCCCAGGGAAGCGUGUGCCUAUCUGCCUCAGGACACAGCCUCUGCACUGGCAUCCUUUGCAGUUGGUCAUAAUGGGCUUCUUGAAAGGGAAGCACUCCAAGUAGAAGACCAGAAGAGGUAGUGUGUGAGAGGAGAGAAGCCUCUACCCACCCAUCCAUCUUUCCUCUGCCCUGGGCUCCCCACUCCCUGUUUCCUGCCAAGAUGCUGAUGGUGAUGACUCCCCCUCAAAAAGCAUGUAUCAGGCACCACUUACAAAAUCACCAACUAUUAGAUUAGAAGAGGCCCGCAGACAGCAGCUUGUCUGCUGAACCCAGAGAAGCACAGUGGCUUGUACCAAGGUCACACAGUGACUGGGAACAGACUGGCAAGCAUACCCAGGCCGCCUAAUGCCCAGUCCUGAGCUGCCCCCUCUUUUAGGAAACUUUCACUGAGUUCCAUGAAUGUCCUGAACAAAGGAUAAAAUGAUAAGAUGAAAAGGUCCUCAUUUAAAGAAAACUAUUAUUUCUGGCCAACUAUCAAGCUUUGCUUUGUUCUUUUCCCAUGAGGAAGCUGUCUUCACUUUCAAGUCCAUCCCCUAUUACUUCUGGAGGACCCUAGACAGCUCUGACAGCUUCUCAGUGGACGUAACAGAAUCGCUCUUACUCCAGGAACCACGUUUCUCUCUUAGCAAGCCAAGGACUUGCUUCUUUCAAGCAGUAGGUUUCAAGUUUAGAGAAUUCCAACUUGGCCAAAAGAAUUUACAAAGCACAUUUGAGUGGAUGGCAGCCCAAAUCUGGCCUCUGACCCAUUCUGAUUACAGCCUGCCUUCUCGCCGUGAACGAAUCUACGCCUUCCAAGUGGAAAGCUGUUGGAAGCUUGGAGUGAUUCCAUCGUGAAGGCCACUUGUCCCAUGGAACACAAGCUAAUUAAUGAAUUCCCGAUAUCACUGAAAGCUCAAAGGUGCGGAUAAUCAGAUAAUAAAGAUCUUGCAACCCUGGAUACCUCAACCAAAUUAGAUGCUGGAAGAGGCAGAGAAGAGCUGACCCAAAUGUUCCUCGUAUCAUUUUAUGGGUCUAGAGCUUGUUCACAAAAAUCAGACUUCUUCUCUCAUCCAUUACAGCAUGUAAUAUUGUUUAAAAUCAUCUACUGGCAAGAUGCCUACAAGUAAUUUGGUUCGUGUUGGCAGUGAACUGAUUCUUUUUUAAGGGGAAAAAAAAUUUUAUUUGAGUAUAGGCUUACUAUAGAAGAAGGUGGAAAUGAAAGGUGGAUAUCAAAGCCUGCAGGAUAAACCACCCCAGAAUUUGCUUUUAAUUCUUAUCCAAAUAAUACAUGUGCAUAGUUUAAACAAAUAUUAUGAGGGUUUUAAUGAAAACUUAGUGUCCUAAGUCUUGCUCUAUAUAGUCUUACUUCCAACUCUUACAGCUGUUUCUUCUGGUAUUUAGCUUUGCGUUUCUAGAUAACAUGCUUACAACUCUUUUUAACAGAAACAUCAUCUGCUGACUUGCUUUUAUGGGAGGUAUGGCUCCUGCUCUGACCCACACUCCAUUUUAUUUUUCUAGUAUAGUUAGAUCACAGUGUUCGGUACCUCUGUGUUCAGUGUGGGUACAUAAGGACUCUUCACUCCUGAGCCAAGCAGGGCACUGUGCUUACAUGUUCUUUCCUGUCAGGUUUUCCUGCUUGAUUUAUUUUAUUUAUUUAUUUUUGGGGGUGUGGAACAUUCUUCAGUAACUUUCUAAGAAAAGGAACAUGGAAAGUAUAUAUUAUUGUAAGUAUUUUGAGAUUUUUGCUUAACUUAAAAUAUCUAUCUUCUGCACUUAGUCAAGUGUAACUGGGUAAUAGCAUUGAAGGUGAAAAGUAAUUCUCUCCUACCACCUCCUAAGGUUGUUGAGAUUUCUGAGGCCAGUCUGAUUCCCAAGUCUUUAGAUGUGAUUUGGAUUUCUACCCACUCCUGGGAAAUGUUAAGAUCCUUUUAUUCUUAAUGGUCUCAACUGUCCUAGUGAUGGUACACCUGCCAUUGGUAUACCUCAUGCUGGGUUCUUAUGAGAAAUUUCUAAAGUUUUCUUGUAAUGGUUCACAUUCUUUCAUUGUUGACCACCUAUUGUUCUAAUGUUGGACCUCCCAGGCUAAUCUUCUAAUAUUUUUUAUCUUUUCAAUUUCUAGUCUCUUCAUUUUUUGGAUCUGCUUUCAGGGAGAGUUAUUCAGCUUUAUCUUCUCAAUAGACUUCAUACAUGUUUUAAUUUUUAAUUUCAAAAAUAUCUUGUUACUCUCUUGUUUCUGUUUGAUUCUGUCCUUUUCUUAUCUCUUGGAUGCAGGUCUAUGGGUGCAGGUCAUGGAUUACCUCAUUAAGGGUGUUCAUGGCAGCUGUUUCUGGGAAGGUCCUUUCUGCUCCCUUGUUUUGCCUUUGUUUCCCCAAAGUUCUUUCUCUCUUGGUUAGUCUCGGUCUCUUCCAUGUUACAAGCGUUCUUCAGAUAUCUGGUGAUUCUGUGGAUCCGUUCUUUUUAAGAGCAUUAAAAUAGAUUGAAAGCUUUGUGUGUCAGUUGGUGGGCUUUUCUGUAGGGUCACAGGUGGGCACUUGGACUCUUCAUGGAAGGACCCCACAUAUCAAUAUUUGCCAGUCUUUUCUCUGGGGCUUAUUUCAUUCCAAUCUUCUCCUUCCUGGGAAAGAGAGACAUAUUCAGGGCUACUUGCCUAUGCAGUGCCCUUGUACAGUUUCAAAAUACGCAUUCCCUCUGGGUAGAUGACUUAGAAAGAGGUGCCCCCACUAGACAGAAGCCAUCCAUGGGCACUUGGCAUCGCUGGCAGAAGGCAUCAUUUGCCCCUUUCUCCAGGAAGAUGCAGCCUUGAGCCAGUACAAGGCUUGGGGAACAAUGCAAGGGCUAGAUUUUAACUCCUAGUAGUCCCCUUAGCCAUGCAUCUUUGUGCAGUACACAGACCGUACAGCUGUACACAGAGAUCCUGGCAACACCUGAGAGCCUGUGUGCUGACCUCUGAGCAGGCAGUCUCAUCACAGUCGGUAUUUAGACUCAUUGAAUCGCCCCCACCUCACUAUGCUUGUCCCUGGGUGGGAGCCUCUCUCCUUUCCCCAAGGAGCAAGACUGCUACUUCUGCCUGCCCAGUGGCCUGCCUGUGCAGAUGCAUGGUAUCAGGAUUCCUCUGCCAUGCUCUCUUCCCCAGCAGCUCUGCCCCUGUCAGAAAUGGGUUCACAUCUCCUGCCUACUGCCAUCUCUUCUCUGUUUAUCUUCUUGAUUGUAUAACUUCCAUUCCUUUGCUCUCAUUUCCAUGCAGUUUCAUGAGGGAAGAAAUGAGCCCCAUGUAUUCAAUACCCCAUCUUGAACCGCAGGUCCCAGUUGAGCCUUCUCACCAUUGUGUUUGGUCCACUGCUCUGUUGCCUUGUUUGUGAACUUGCCCUGCGUCCAGCUGGGGCAAUGUCCAUCCUGCCAGGCUGCGGCCUGUUGAAUGCCUUCAUAAAUGCUGUGCCAGGUGAAGGGAGAGGGUUAAAUGGCAUGCAGCUCUGCUUGAAGGCCUCAAUUAAAAAACAGAUUCUCUGUCCCGGCCCCCUUAGCACCCCCUGUCCCCCAAAACUGAAAUCUCCUGCCUCCUUACAAGCUUCAGUCUCUAGAGUUUCUGGGUUUCCUUUGCUGCUCUCACUUUGUUCUGGAAGCAAGCAGUCCACCCUGGGAUUUUCCAGCAAACAAACAGGGUGCUCUGUUGGUUGGCUGUUGGGAACUUAGCAAGCAUUUCCUUCUGGCCAAAUCUGGCCUGGGGAGAUGGGCUCCCAUCAAACUUGGAACUAGGGAGGACCCCUAGUUGCACACUGCCCAGGAGAGCCAAGACACAUGCUGCUCCCUUACUGAAGGACAACAUCAUUCCCCAGCCCUCUUCCCCAUGCAGUGCUCACCCGGUUCAGGUAAGGGUAGAACAUCUUAGAAGGCAGAGAAGCAUUUGGAAGCUGCCUGUGCAGUGAAUUUUCCUACGUUGUAGAGUAUCCGACGGCCUUAGGCAUCUUGUAAGGGCCUUGUCUGCGAAAUGAGAGCAGCAAAGAUCAGGAAGGCAAAGUGACGAGUCCCGCUGCUAAUUAGUGACCUCAGCAUGGACGAUUCGAUUCCCAGUUACGUGUGCUACAAAACGAGUCUCCAGCCACUGAAGCUGAGCUGCACCUCCCUUCCUGCCAAGGACUCAGAACAUCAUGGAGCUAAUGUCUCAACCACGAGUCAGAGUAAACAAGUAAAGAGUGGAGCUCACCGCGCACCGGGAUUCAUCGCAGCCUCUUUGGCAAGAACCGUUCUCUUCCCAUGGCUUUGUCAGUGCAGGGCAGUCGUGGGACAUGAACUCUUUCACACAAGCUCAGUUUUUCUCCAGUCUUCGGAAGGACUCCAGAAGGCCCGCUGGAGUUUUGAGACCUGGUCUCCCACUCCUUCCUUGGAGGCCUCCCUCAGAGACCUCUGCUAAGUAGCCCGCCUGGGCUCAGCUCCACGUCCAGCAGUCCCCGAGGUGGGCUGAGUUGGAGUGUCCAGCCAGCAUGGCUCCCCAACCUUUUAGUGAUGCUCUUGCCAGGAAAUGAAUGCAUAAAGCUCUUCAGGCCCACAUGGGUCCUUUCUCUUUGCCCAGCACUGCAUCAUCUCCAUGGAAAUUACCUUUUUGGAAGAUAUAAUGUCUUGGGACUGCAGCUGCCAUCUGGGGCUCCCGCUGAGGAGAAGGCUGUUCCACUGGCCCAUCCUUGUGGUGAGUGGGGCUGCUCUAAUGACAAGCUCCUGGACCUGGGGUGAGUGGCUCUGAAGUCUGAGAGCCAGCCUGAGUGUGAGAGCAUGCUUGUUUGCUGACAGUUACUGUGGCAUUUGCCUUAAUAGUUAGCCAGUGUGAGGGAGGCAGGAAUGGGACGUCACUUCUUUGCUGGACGUUGAGCUGCACCGAUCUUUCCAACUCUGCCUCUCAUCAGGCAUUUCCUUGAGGAAAGGCAGCACUCAGGAGCCUGGUGCAUGACAUGCCGCAGACCGUCCACUCCCGUGGCGUGCAGACACUUGUCUUCAGGUUCCACGUGAGCACUCAGAUCUCCUUGCUCUGGUUUUUAAGAGUGACACAGUGAACUUCAGGCCCCGUCACCUCAGUGCUGUGUGUGGGAUCAAGCUUGGGAUGAGUUUGGUGGAGUUACUGGGCAAAGGCCUAGAGGCACCGAGCUCCUGCUUCUCCAAGAGCUGGCACAGGUCAUCAGAGUCCAGAGCUGCUCUGACCAUUCCGGAAUUGCCAGACCCUGCAGAAUCGAGAAGACCAACUUCUUUGUGUUUAUAAUUUGUUCUGAGAACCUUGAUGAAACCACAUGCAGCAAGCAGUUUUUCCCAGCCGAGGGCCAUAGGGUCAACAAGCCAGAAAACACUCUUCUUUAGGGGAAAAAGGCAACCAGUAUUUUGUGCUAUUUGAUGACAUUUUUAAAUACACAUGCAACUCAGUCUGUGGCCCUGAUCCCACCGCUAACUCUUAAAAUCCCUGACAGUCAGAUGUCAAGUCUAGUUUUCAUCUAGCAGGCAUCUCUACCUGAAAUCAUUUGUUUUUAAAUCCCUCCCUCCUUUCUUCUCUGGGAGGUAAUAUGGGAUAGGGAGGAGGACAGGUUUGGGAACCAGCCAGAUGUAGAUUUGAGCCCUGGCUCUGCCACCAGAUACCUGGGUGAUCUUGGGCAAGUCAGUGUCUCUGAGUGUCUUCUGUGCACACUAGAUGCUCAACACAGAUUUGUUGAAUGAAUAAUUCUUCCUUGCAAAUUUGUUAUGAAGUUGCAAAAUGCUCAGUAGCUCCUUGUGCUGCCGUUGCUUCCUCUCCAAGCUUUGAAUCUAUCUCCAUUAACCCCAGCAUCUUCCAACCUCUCUCCAUUCCACCUUCAUUUUGGCAGCUGCUCCAUCCCCAAUCUAAUUCACACCUUUUACAAGAGAAACUGGAAGCCAUUGUGUACCCAUCACUCAUUGAGUCCUACAGCAAUCAUAACAGGUGGUUAUUUCAGAGAGGAAAUUAAACCUAGGCGGGAAAACUAGCAAGGACUGUUGUUGUCAAAGCUGACUUCCAUCCUGGACUUCACUACUUAGAAAGGAGGGCUGUGCUAGUAGGAGUCUGAUUCUUGGUCGCCGUGGCACAUUUAGCAAGUUGGCAAGGGUGGAACGUCUGAGUUGGAAGCUGGUGAGGUUUAUUGGUCAUAUUGCAACCCUCCCCCCCACUUUGUUCUCCUUCCCAAGUUUCUGCACACUUUGACUCCCAAUCCCCCAUCAAAACUGCUUAAAUAGCCUCAUACUUGCAUAAAAAUGACUGAGCUUGCCCCCAAACGAUGUUUUAGCCUAUGACUGCAAAUUUACAACCAAACGACUGCCUCUAAAGGGCCUUCCGCAGUAAAAUCUCAGUGUCUAACUUUGACGGCUUCUGUGACUUCAAUUAAUUCUAAAUCCUGCCCCCAGCUAGUCACCUCUCCACCUCCAACACAUGGUUUUCAGAGUAGAAAAUUAGGUUUUCUCCUUCAGAAAACAAAUCCAUUUCACUGUGUUGGGCAGAGCAUCAUUAAAAUGGGGAGUGAGAACAUGGAUUGUUUGGAUGAUGUCAUAAUCGGUUGGUCUAAAAUAGUCAUUGUUUUUUCUGUGUUUUAAGUGUAAAUGUGAUUUUCUUCAUUGUUGCCAAAAACAAACAGGGAAAAAGAAUCUUUUGAUAGGUUUAUCCCCUUUGCAACAUUUUACCACUUCUUUUAGCCCCACCAAAAGUCAAUAGAGCAUAUUCUCUGCAAGUCUGUGCUAUGAGAAAGGACGGUCACAAAAAUGCCUGUAUUCCUACAUGUCAUGCAAGGAUUUCAACUCUUCUUUUAAGGGAAACUCUGGAAGUGUUCUAACCUGAAGAGCUGAUGUUAUUUCAAAGGACAGCACUGGCCUGGGCAUCGGGAACCCUCAUCCUCACUCUGGGUCACCUACUGUGAUAUUCAAUAAUUCAUUUACCUGUCUGGGUGGGAAUUUGGAAGACCUUUUUCAAAAAAAUCCUUCCUUGGUUUAAAAAUCCAAAGGAUAGAAAGUUAGAUUUUUUUUUUUUAAAUCUCAAUAAGUGGCCUGUUUGCUUAACAUAAAUGCCCCUUUGUAUUUGUAAGUGGAAUCCAAAGCUUAAAGCUUUGCUUCUGGCUUUAGUAUCCGAGAAAGGUGCCUUUGGAAAAGGUCUGGAACAACAAAAGGGAUUGUGUGAAAGGAGUGGGGGUGAACAUCUGAACUAGCACCUGGGAGAUCUGCUUCACAGGGCUGGAAGAACUAAACUGGACCCCUUAAAUUAAGUCAGCCUCUGAGGCAGUAUCCCAGGGAAAUUUCUUUCAAAUUCAAAGGCUCAGCUGCAGGAAUAAAUAGCUCUCAACUGGACCUUUCUAUCCAUCUCACCUAUUUUCCCUUCCCCCAGCAGACUCCAAAUAAAUCAGUACAGAAAUUCCUGUGGGAAUGAGGGCAUACUUGCAUUCUAAUGGAUCCCUUAAGCCAAAGGCUGGUACAUAUGUAUAAAAAGCCCCUGGGUGGGCCUGGUACCUGAGGGAGGUACUGUGAAGAAGAGGCCUGCCCUUCGCCCUUGAACUUGCACCAUAAGAUAACUCCUGCAUCACUUGCAUCCGUGCUGUAAUAUCAGCCAAAGACAAAUAGUAAAAAGUGGAAAAACGGUUGUUCCCUACCAUACAUCAUCAGGACAAAUUACUAAACUGGAGUUUGUUCAGAGCAUACUGUAUUGGAUGGCGAUAGGUGUUUAUUUUUCCAAGGUCUGUAAUAUUUAACAGAUUUAAUGCUAUAAUUUCUCAGUGUCAUGGCAGGAUUCAGUGGACAAUGUCUGAAGAUUUUUACUGGGAGCUCCUAAGAGAACUAUUAUUAAAAAAAAGGUGAAAUGUUAUUUUGUAGUACAAGGAUAAUUUUGUCUAUUUAGUAUAUUCAUAGCUGUAGCUUUGUAAAAAGGGAUCUUUGUAAAAACAAAUGGUGUGAAUGUGCACUCUUAUUUAUUGAUUAUUGUAAAUGAAGAUAUAAAUGACUUUACAUAAUUUAUACUUGUGGGAAAUUAACUAGAGUAUUUGCUAUUUGACUGUUUUCUAUUAAGGAAUAUUAGGCUUGGUGCUAUGAUGAAUGGUCUUGUAAAAUUACAUGUAUUCUUCAGAACAUUUUUGAUGAUAAAUUUCAUGAACUGAC